AUGCUGUUGGUGGAAAAUUUGUGAACUCAUGACGAUUGGUUUAUUGGUUAAAAGAAACCAGCAGCGUUCACACUGGUAACAGCAAAUGGUGAGCAAAGCUGCUACAAGGAUCGAGCACCUGAGUCUAAAAAUGGAAACACAAGGUGAGGACGGCAGACACCACACAGGGAAAAAGAGAAACCAAAAGAAAAUGAGAGAUGUGAAGAAAAAAUACAGUAAAGAAAGAAAACAUUUAAAGAGAAGUAUAAGAGUGUGUAUAAUUACAGAAAACAAAGAAUAAGCUAAGCGCUACUGAGUAAAGAAAGUAAAAGGAGACAGAAGUAAAGAAAGAAGGAAAGUUGGAGCAGAAAGACGGAGACGGACGAACAGAUUAAGCAGGAGAAAGAAGUUCCAUUGUACUGCUGCCCGUGUGUGAUGGGUCGUUGAUGGUGGGAGGUUCCUGCCCCUCACUCACGCCGCCAUUUAUAUGCUAAUCAGCGCUGUAUAAAUCCGGCGGCUCGGGGCUCCGCACCGCUCACACGGCACGUUUCACCCAGAACAAACACAACACCUACAGGAACAUGACGGCCUGGAACCAGACCCCGGACAGACCGGCCAGCUCCAGAGAGGACAGGAAGCUGAGGAAACCUCUGAUAGAGAGGAAGAGACGAGAGAGGAUCAACGUCUGUCUGGAGCAGCUCCGAGAGACCGUGGUCGGGGUCUUCAACCUGGACCAGUCCAAGUUGGAGAAGGCUGAUAUUCUGGAGAUGACGGUCAAACAUCUGCAGAACAUCCAGAGCAGUAAAGCCAACGAAGCGGUUCUGGACGCGGAGUCGCAGCAGCGCUUCAGCACCGGCUACAUCCAGUGCAUGCACGAGGUCCACAACCUGCUGCUGUCCUGCGACUGGAUGGAUAAAACGCUGGGCGCUCGGCUCCUCAACCACCUGCUCGGGUCGCUUCCCAGAUCUGCUCCGGGGCCCCCGGAGUCCCCUCCGCCCGAAGCGCUCGUCAGUAGCUGCACCGGAGACCCGGAGAGGUUCCUCGCUCCCGGGUCCUGCCCUUCCUCGCCCGCCAGGGUGGCCCAGCCCACUCGGUCGAACAGCCCCGCCCUUCCGAGUGGGCCGCCGACCACCGAGAGCCCUCGGCUGACGGCUCUGGAGAUGUGGAGGCCGUGGUGAGGGCGCGGUGAGGGCGCGGUGAGCCCCCGGUACGAGAGCGUGUGCGGUAGACCCUCCUCUGCUAUGUAUCUUAUAGAUAUACGUCUCGGUGAGCGUGCGGUCCUGAUUAGCGCUUCCCUCCUGAUCCUCGUUACUUCCUGUCUGAAGUACACUUCCUGUAGCCUGCAUUGUAGAAGGCGGUUAAUCCUCCUGUGUUUAUUUAUUUAUUGAAUGAACACGGUAAUUUAUUUAAUUCAUUAAUUCACAUCCAGAGCUGAUUUAUAAUGAGCUGGAUGACUAAUAUAGUAGAGCCUGUGACCUCUGACCUCUGUUCUGUAUGUAUGUUUAU
Trichomycterus rosablanca is the source of this 1485-nucleotide messenger RNA. RefSeq names its product hairy-related 8.2 (gene her8.2). Gene Ontology annotation, cellular component: nucleus. The coding region runs from base 561 to 1157 and encodes 198 amino acids. The record is from RefSeq and is a predicted model, not a curated record. Gene Ontology annotation, biological process: anterior/posterior pattern specification; regulation of transcription by RNA polymerase II; regulation of neurogenesis. Gene Ontology annotation, molecular function: DNA-binding transcription factor activity, RNA polymerase II-specific; RNA polymerase II cis-regulatory region sequence-specific DNA binding; protein dimerization activity. Lineage: Eukaryota; Metazoa; Chordata; Actinopteri; Siluriformes; Trichomycteridae. The transcript has 4 exons.